GCGAACCGUGUCACACGCGGGAGAAUAGCAAUCUAUCGACCGCCACUAUCCCCGUGGACGAGCUUGAGAGUGAAAGGCAGGCGGCAAAGUUCAAGGUCGAAGACGCGUGUCUUCGAUCGAACGAGAUGUCCGAUCAUCGAACAAUGGAGGCAAGAUUUCAAAAGGAGGAUGCCAAGGAGGUCGGUUGCCAGAAGGUCGAUAGAUGGGAGAGCGAGAAGGAGAGGGCGAGCUCGAGGGAAAUGGAGGAGCGCGGGUCUGUGGUGAACGAAGUGUUGGUGAAGAAUCUUCAGUUCGAGCAAGAUUUGCCCAAGGAUUCGGUGGAGCACGUGGUUGUUGUUGUUGGUGGUAAUGGUGGUGAUGGUGGUGGUGGUGGUAGUGGUGGUGGUGGUGGUUGUAGUGACACGUUUGGAAAGAUCAUCGAGCAUGUCGGUCAGCAGAGAGCGAUGGGGUACCACAACGUUUUGUGCGACAAUUACGAGAACGUGCAGAACGCGAGGUAUAAGGAGAGCAAGGUGUACGUGACGAAAGAGGAGAUGGAGCGGCAGAGGCUGAUGGAGCUGCUCAGGAAGGGAGAUUACGAGUUAGCGAAAGCGGAUAAGAAAGAAGAAAGAUGGGGCGCGUGUAUUUUCACCGAUUCGGGAGAACUAGGGAGGGGAACGAUUCGCGAAGGAGACGAUGCUCGAGGGGAAUGGAAAGUGUUGUUGGAAAGAUGCCGUGUGGAAUGCGCGUGCCGAGGAUGGAAGACGGCGAGAUAG
This is a messenger RNA of Apis dorsata (giant honeybee), 755 nucleotides long. RefSeq lists its product as uncharacterized. The record is from RefSeq and is a predicted model, not a curated record. NCBI's taxonomy places the organism in Eukaryota, Metazoa, Arthropoda, Insecta, Hymenoptera, Apidae. Bases 126 to 755 code for a protein of 209 amino acids. The transcript has 3 exons.